Xenopus tropicalis (tropical clawed frog) is the source of this 2820-nucleotide messenger RNA. RefSeq names its product EF-hand calcium-binding domain-containing protein 6. Gene Ontology annotation, molecular function: calcium ion binding. Bases 48 to 2657 code for a protein of 869 amino acids. NCBI's taxonomy places the organism in Eukaryota, Metazoa, Chordata, Amphibia, Anura, Pipidae. The transcript is spliced from 18 exons. The record is from RefSeq and is a predicted model, not a curated record.
UGUUUGCACCAAAGCAGCCAAACUCCUGACGUGCAGGGAGAGCACCCAUGGCUGCAAAGGGCCCUUCGUUCACUCACCCUAAGGUGCUGUCCCUUCCGCACCCAGUGUCCCAGCUGGCCAAUCCCCAGGCCCUGUCUGUGCGCGGAACCUCUAAGCCUGGCGGGAGAAUAGAGGAUCCUCAUUCACUAAAAGGAAUCAACAGAAAAGAAAAUGAUUUAGACAAGAACCUGGGGGCCAUCACUAGCCACGGGCUCAGUAACUGGGAGCAGCUGGACCGCUGGGCAAAUCUUGAUGGGAACAGCUGGGAGAAUGGAAGAAAGGAAGAAGGAGUUGUUUUCCAUUCGGACACCUCUCGGAUCCACCGCCAGGCGGAAGAGCUGCAGUAUCAGCUGUUUGACAAGUUAAACUCCGGAGGGUUCUACCGGCUCAAAUCCCUGUUCUGGAGCAACGACCCCGAAGGUCGAGGGAGAGUGAAAAGGGACGCCUUGCUGGGGACAGUGACAGCCUUCCUGGGCCGAUAUAUCAGCGAACAGCUCUUUCAGUGCCUCCUCCAGCGGUUACAUCUGGGGGACCGGCAAGUAAUAACCUUUGAUGCUUUCUAUGAUCGAUUCAAGAAGGAAGAGAACAGAGACCCCCCGGAAUGGCUGGACCCCCACAGGAGGAAACACAAAGCCACUCUGAAGGCUGCACAUCACGUUCAUCUAGAACUCAGGGACAUGGCAAAUAACAGGCACUUUGAACUCGCCCGCCAUUUCUCGAAGGGGGCUCUGAAUGCAUCGGAAUUCCGCGCGGUUCUGUCCAAACUGGGCCUGGAGAUGACGGACGCUGAGUUUCCCAAGCUCUGGAACAGAUAUGUGAGAGACGGUGGGGCGGCUCUGGGAAUGGAAGAAUUGCUGCGCCGUUUGGGAGACAAGGACCUAAAGCCUCUGGGGAACCAGCCCAGCCCUUUGCUGACGGCGCUAGAGAAGCUCUCUGGGACCGAACCGGCCCAACUACCAAAAACAAGCAGAGCGGCUCUGACCCACGCGGGGAGGGACAGGAACGUAUCUCUGAGCAUAGAGAAAUGGCUGAAGGAGAAGUUCAGGGAAGGAGCCCGAGCAAUGAUGGCCGAGUUCCUGCUCUGUGACCCACAGAAGAUUGGGAAGGUAACCAAAGAAGACUUUCUUAUUGUCUUGGGGAAGUUUCAUCUGCAACUUUCGAGCGACCAACUUGGCCGUUUCCUUGCCCGCUGCGGGCUCGACGAGGGGUCGGCCAACGUGAAUUAUGUGGAGUUUGUUCAGUUUGCGCAGUGCCGGGGCAAGAACGGAGCGGCCAAUCGGGUCUCAGUACAAAGGGGCAGGAAGGCAAAUUCGCUGAGGUCGCAGGGGACGUUCGUGGCUUUAGAAGAGAAACUGGAGAAGAUUUUCCACUCGGAUUUCCAAGUUCUGCUCAGUUUGUUCCAGUCUGCCGAUUCCAAGAAGCAGAACGCCGUCAGUCCGUGGGAAUUCCGAUCCAUCCUGCAGGAGCGGUUCUCCAUACAAAUCACAGAUGAAGACUUUGAACAUUUGUUGGGGAAAUUACCAGUCGAUCAGCACGGGGGGGUCAAAUACUUGGACUUUAUGGCCAAAUUCGACUGCAGCGGCAAAAGCCUGAGCCCUUGUGAUGAGGCCAAGACGGUGGUGACAGAAAUCAGCAGGAAACCCCGGGCUGCAACACCGAUGGGGGAUCGAAAAGAGAGAAGCGCCGAGCAGGUAGCGGAACUGAUAAAGCAGCAGGUCAGAACCAACUAUGGAUCCAUAGAGGCCGCAUUCAGGCAAAUGGACCGGAUGAACACCAAUCGGCUGAGCGCAGAGGGCGUGUACCAACUUCUGAAAGGGUGCGACAUUCACCCCCCACUCUCCAGGGAGGAAGCAGCAAAGCUCUGGAAAACUCUGAUUCUCAAUCGGGAUCAAACGCUGAAUUUCUCCCAAUUUAUUCGCCACUUUGGAUUCUCCGCAAAAAUCUCCUCCUUCCCCAACGCCAAAAUCUGCCCCCCGGUGGCAGGAGAUGGCGACUUCUGGGUCCGAUCCAAGAAACUGAAUUCUGAUACCAAGAUCAUCGCCAACAUCCUGCAGUCAAAGGUGGAAUUUCUUGUUGAUGACAUUCGGACCAACUUCAAGGAACUGGACCCCCUCGGUACCGGCUGUGUUACUAGAGAAGAAUUUGUGGACCUUCUGCAAGACCUGAACCCAGAUCUGACCCAGCACCAAUGCGACACAUUUGCUGAUAAAUUCUCCACCGGGCAGAACAGGAUCUCCUAUGUACAAUUUCUCCAGCCGUAUGAAGCCGGAAGGUCGAGCUUUAAAGAAAAUCAGGGUGAGGCGCCCAAACGGGAGAACAAUGGCGACCCCCGCGGUGAGGCGGUCCAACACGGUCUGAUGUCAGUCACCGCCAUGUUACGGCAAAAGCUCUCAGCCGUUCAUUGGCGGAACCUACACGGGGCCUGCCAGAAGUUGGACAGAACCGGGACUGGACUCCUGCACUUGCGCGAGUUCCGAUCCGUACUCAAACUGUGCAACAUCGUUCUGGAUGAGGAUGAGAUUCUGCACAUUAUGUCCCACUACGAUACGGACCUGCCCGGGAAACUGGACUACGGCCGCCUGGUGUCGGAUCACAAAAGGAGCAGCCAGAAAGGCUGAGAUUGCGCUAAAUGGGCUAAUAGGUUCAAAAUACCAAGGUACCGGCCCAUUCAUGGCAAUGGAAACUUAUUCUCUACUGCAGAAUUCAGAUCUGCUGUUUGCAACUGUGCAGUUCCUUCUAGACUGUUCCACUUCUGCCUUUAAUAAAAUCUACAGAGCGAUC